Molecule: messenger RNA, 1071 nt
Organism: Brassica napus (rape)
Lineage: Eukaryota; Viridiplantae; Streptophyta; Magnoliopsida; Brassicales; Brassicaceae
Product: VQ motif-containing protein 11-like
Exons: 1
Coding region: 254-844 (196 amino acids)
Source: RefSeq, a predicted model, not a curated record
AAGGUAUGGUUAGCUUCGGGGUUGACUUUAACAUUAUACACAUCUGGAAAAGGUUUAAAUCCGUGUUCGAAUUAUAUAUCAACGAAUUGUUAACAACUAAACGAUUAUUUAUUUUUAGUCAACCUAUCAUCUACAAGUUCUAGACGUGCAAAAGUCAAAUAUAUUAGCAAGUUUUAAUUACUAAAUUUAAUAUGUUUGCAAAAAUGUCAAACACACAAGAAGAUGGUCUUCUUUAAAUAAAUGGGGCAGACGAAUGUUUCCUAUACAAAAACAAAACAGGCUUUUCUUCUCUCUUCUUCUACCAAAGGGUUUCUCAACCUCAUACAUCAUCUCCACCGCCAUGAGCCACCCGAACCACCACCAGCAGCCGCCGAGCUAUGUCACUGACCCAAACACCAUGUUCGUUCAAGCAGAUCCUUCCAACUUCCGAAACAUCGUCCAAAAACUCACCGGAGCACCACCGGAACUCUCCACAGCACAACAGAAGCUUCCUUUAACUCCGAAGAAACCAGCCUUCAAGCUCCACGAACGUCGUCAGUCAUCCAAGAAAAUGGAGCUGAAGAUCAGCAACGACUCCUUCAGCCAUUUCCACCGAGGGUUCCUGGUCUCUCCCGUCUCUCACCUGGACCCAUUCUGGGCGCGCGUGAGCCCACAUUCAGCGCGUGAGUAUCCUCACCCACCAGCGGACAAUGAAGAGCAAAAAGCCAUCGCGGAGAAAGGGUUCUACUUCCUUCCGAGUCCGAGAAGCGGGGUUGAGCCAGCACCGGAGCUUUUGUCUUUGUUUCCUCUUUCUUCUCCUAACGGCACUAAUCACCGUAAUGAAGAUGAUUAUCGCGACUGCUAAUCAUAAUUUGUAGUCAUACUUUCAGUUUUAGGCUAUAUAUUGAUCUUAAGCUGGUGACAUCUCUGUUGCUUUUUACUUUUUGUUAGGGAUAAUCUAUCUUUCUAUUAUCAUCAUCAUCAUCAUCAUCAUCAUCCUUCAUAAUUAACUUGUUGAAGGGUCAACUAUUUCGCCGCGUGUAGUCCACUAUCAUCAGGAUAUAAAUAUUUAUUCUACAAGUUCUUUUUUCA